CGCUGUCAACACCAGAAAAACAUGGCGGCUCCCGUCAGAGGCAUGGCUGGAUUCUCCAGCGUAGGAAAUACAACUAGUUUUCAGAAAAAAACCCGCAGCAAACUAGUUUCUAUCCCUGGUACAAGACCGUCUGUACAGAACGGACAGCUCUUAGUAUCGUCUGGCGUCAGCUCGCUUGACUACGUGAUUGGUGGAGGCCUGGCAGUAGGAACUCUGCUGCUUGUAGAGGAGGACCGCUAUGACGGCUACUCCCGCAUGCUGCUCAAGUACUUCCUGGCGGAGGGAGUUGUGUGCGGACAUGAACUCUUCCUGGCGUCCGCCCGAGAUCACCCUGAUGAGAUCAUGCAGGAACUCCCUUCUCCAAUCGUGGAUGAUGUUGCCGGCAUGAAAAUCGGCGAGGGUCAGUCUCAGCCAAGUGACCCAGAGAAUCCAGACACGAUGAAAAUCGCCUGGCGCUACCAGAACCAACCCAGAGUUCAGAGUGCUUUGGCGUCAUCAGUACGGUUUGGCCAUUAUUAUGACGUGUCCAAGACCAUGGAGCCUGAGCUACGUCAAGCAGCUAAAUACCACAGUUUUUAUCAGCUACAGGAAACGCCAGUAACCACAGAAUCAAGUCCGUUACCAUCACCCUAUCAUGCUCUCCUGAAGUCUAUCCAGACGGUCAUCCGGAAAGAAGGGUUCGACGGAUCCACACCACAGUCUAAGGUUCGUAACGUCCUGCGGCUGGGUCUUCAUUCUCUGGGGUCAGUUCUCUGGGGGGAUGAUGUGUGCUGUAAAGAUAACCCCGCCCACUGCCACGCCCUCACCACAUUUCUCUACGCCCUCCGAGGCCUGUUGCGAACUUCACUCUCGGUCGCUAUGGUGACUGUACCCUCCCACCUCAUACAGAACAGAGCCGUAACGGGACGAAUAAUCAGACUGAGUGACACAGCCAUCGCUCUGGAGUCGUUCAGAGGCUCGGAGAACGAAACCAACCCACUUUACAAAGACUAUCACGGUCUCCUGCAUGUUCGUCAGUUGCCCCGUCUGAACUGUUUGUCUUGUGAGGUGCCCGACACGAAGGACCUGGCCUUCAAACUCAAGAGAAAGCAGUUCACGAUUGAAAGACUGCAUUUGCCUCCAGACCUGUCAGAGACGGUGAGUCGAGUGAGUAAAACCGAUCUGGCAGCAGGAUGUGGCAGCACAGCCACGGGCAACAAGCACCUAGAUUUCUAGCGUAUUCCCCUUCCUCCUGCGCCGUCCACCCCCCGUGACGUUCAAGGGCAGGAGAGGCGCUCGACGCCAGCACUAGGUUACGGUCACACCUGCACUGACACACUUACUCUCAUGAUUAGUGAACGAGAUUAAGAGGGAGCAACGUUUAGUAACUACACAACAUGGAGAGGCGCACAAGAGCGUUGUGUUCAGUGUCACAAACAUCUGACAAGCACCUGUUGCUGUCUUCGGAUAAAACCAGAAUGCGACGCCAACAAGGAUAACCUGAUUUGGCUGCCAGCGUCACGGCUUCCUGUUGUUUAUUAGCUUGGUUUGCUAAUACAUAUUUGGUGUCAAUAAAGGUUCGAACAAAAAUGUAAACAAUGUCUUGUUUUCAUUCACAUUCAAAACAAGGUUUGUGGUCAAAAAAAAUAUUUUUGACUAUUUUUACU
Molecule: messenger RNA, 1646 nt
Organism: Puntigrus tetrazona (Sumatra barb)
Lineage: Eukaryota; Metazoa; Chordata; Actinopteri; Cypriniformes; Cyprinidae
Gene: elp4
Product: elongator acetyltransferase complex subunit 4
Exons: 10
Coding region: 22-1215 (397 amino acids)
Biological process (GO): tRNA wobble uridine modification
Cellular component (GO): transcription elongation factor complex; cytoplasm; elongator holoenzyme complex
Source: RefSeq, a predicted model, not a curated record